This is a messenger RNA of Didymella exigua CBS 183.55, 801 nucleotides long. RefSeq lists its product as uncharacterized. The transcript has 2 exons. NCBI's taxonomy places the organism in Eukaryota, Fungi, Ascomycota, Dothideomycetes, Pleosporales, Didymellaceae. Bases 1 to 801 code for a protein of 266 amino acids. The record is from RefSeq and is a predicted model, not a curated record.
AUGCCAGAUGUAUGGCGAACACAGCCACGACACCCUCACCAAGGUGCUCAGCGGCUCUAUCGCAUCUACACAGGGAAGGUGGGGUUAGUGGCCGAGCAUUCCAGACGCCCGAGCGUGCUGGAAGAGUGCUCGCGGCGGGGUGAACAGACGGAGGUGCUGCGGACGCGAGAUGUCACCGCGAAGUUCGCACAAAGAUCGCAGAUUUGGCGGGCAAUAGCUCGGCGAUGGGCUGAUAAGAUAGGAGAUGGCUUGGAGAAGCUCGCUGCGAACGCGGCCGAGCGCCACCGAGAGGCCCGAACCGGUUGCGGGCGUGUCGCGUGUUCCAGAAUCCAGAUCACCAAGUCCACGGUUAUUGAUGAUGUCGCAUCAAUUCGCUCCUUAUGGGCGAGGAUCCCGGCGACGGCAGUUGCAACUCAUGUCAGACAGUCGAUGCCGUCGUCCUUCAGCCCGAGGAGACCUUCAAGGUCACAGAGGAUCCCGUCAAGUUCUCAAGCUGGCAAGUGGCUCCUUCUCAACCUUGAACCAGCUGCUAAGACAGCCUUCGGCCUCUGUUCAACCCUCUUCGCAGCUCGUCUGUCUUAUCUUUCUUGCCAUUGCGCAGCCAGCUUGCGUGCAAUUGCACCCUUGCUGUCUGUUCAUCCUAGCUCUCAUUGCGUAACCAGCAUCAGCAAUGGGCAAGAUCUUGCCUUGCCUGCGCGGGACCUGCGACGCAAUCGAGAGAUCGAGUCCACGCGCCGCGCCGCGCGCUGCAGUCGCCCCGAGAUCGAGCCAACAGCAUGCCAGUGGACGAAUGACGAUUAG